AUGGUUGACCCUAUCACAAUAACGUACUCAGUGGUCAACAUCACCAGCUGCGUCCUCACGACGGCGAAGUCGCUCAGCGACCUGCGCGACAAGUACAACAACGCGCACAACACCAUCAACGCCAUCUGCACCGAAUCUUCCGUCAUCAGCGCGUCACUCGCGCAAAUCCAGAGCCUCCUCCUACGCGAUGGCGCCUCCAACGACCUCGACUCGCACUUCGCGAACCGGCCGGAGCUGCGGGACACGUUCGACAACGCGCUGAGCGGCUGCACCAUCGUCUACGCGUGCCUGGAGGAGGAAAUCCAGCGGCUGGCCGCCGGGGCGCGCGAUGCGGAUACGAACAUCAUGACGUGGAAGGUGCGGUGCCGGUUCAUCUGGCGCGAGGACACGAUGCGCGACCUCCUGUCGCAGCUGCGCGGCCAGCAGAUGGCCCUCAACCUGCUCAUCCAGAUGCUGCAGCUCCAGUCGCUGCAGGAGCUCAAGCAGCUCGUUCGUGACAGCAACCAGAAGAUCUCGCAGGUCGCUCAGCGCUCGCGCUCGCUCCGGGAGACGCAUCCGCGCAUCCGUGUCUCGUCGGUGUUUUCGCGGGAUAGGGAUAGCGUGUUGGGUAGAACGCCUUCGGUCUCGGCGUCGACUAUUGAUCAGACCGAGUUUGAGUUCGACGAUGCGGUGGUGAAUUCGAAGGCGUAUAGACGGGCUUUGGCUGCUGCGCAGAAACGCCCCGCGACAGGUAGGACCGUUUCCGAGCCUGUUCCUGAUACUGUUUCAGAUACUGUUCCCGAUGUUGAAACGUUGAAGCUUGAGAGUAUCAAGCAGGAGAUUGAGGAGGAUCAAGAUUCGGAAGACGAGGCAGACAUAUCGAAAGACAAGGACAUUGAAAAAGGCUUCUCGACGACAGCAACCGAGCUGAAAGAGAACACGGUCCAGCCUGACAUACCUGAUAGAAAGGGGAGCAUGGGAACCAUUUCCAGCGAGCCCUCGAUUCCUACAGAAAGAAAGCCCAGCAAAGAUAUGACUCCUCCAGGAAGUGCAGGCAUACCUCCAGGAAAACCUUGGAACAUCCCGACACCGCCCUGGGAAUCCCCCCGAACCAAUCUGCCUCGGGUACAAAGAAAGCCAUUGCCCUCUGGACGUCACAUCUUGAUGCCUUCUGCCUCUAUGUCCACGCUGGCUACUCUCUCCACCGCUUCUGAAGACAACACAGACACCAUCUCCCGCGUCUCGACCACAACAACAGCAGCACCUUCCAUCUUCUCAACAGGCUCCAACCCCGCAACAAACUCCACCAUCUCACUCCCCAACACCAUCGACUCCGCAUCCGAGCCCGACGACGAUGACGACGACGCCAACACCUUAGUCGAGAGCCUCUGCUCCCCUUCCACCACCUCCUUCCAAACCACCACCCCCAACCCCGAACUCGACUCCAUUCACCAACACCUCCUCACCACCGAAACCUUCUUCCUCAACAAACUCACCAUCCUCCACACCUUCAUCGAAGAGCCCCUCACCCGCCGCUGGCCCGCCAUCUGGACCGCCCUGCUGGCCUUGCACCAGACCGCGCUCAUCCGCCACGCCAGCACCCAGCACCUCGUCGAGCCCCUCAAACGCGCCAAAGCAGCCGGAACGCCCACGCCGCACCUCCUCCUCAAAUCCCUCCGCCGCUUCCUCAAAGCCGCUUCCCCGGCCUACACCGCAUACUUCGCACAGCACCCGGAUACGGCCUCCGCCCUCCGCGCCCGCUGCGAACCUGGCAACGACGCGUAUGAUCCGGCUUUCGCCGCCUUCGUCGAGACGUUCGGCCGCACGCAUAGCCUGGACGAUUUGCUCCGCCAGCCGCUGCGCCGGCUCGACGCGUACGUGCAGCUCGCGGCGCGGCUGCGCAAGGCCAUCACCGUCUCCUCCUCCAACGGCGACGAUGAUGCUGCCGGAGCAGCGGCAGUAGCGGCAGCAGCGGCCAUCGAAGAACAGCUCCAGCAUCUCCACGCGUCGUGCACCCACGCGCACCGCGCCGCGCUGCACGUCGCGGACCUGCACGAGUUGCAUCGGCGCCUAGGCGGGCAGCCGGCGUUGCUGGAGCAGCUGGAUUUCCUGGCGGACGGACGGCGGGUGGUGCGGAUGGGGCCGCUGGCGGGGCGAGUCGGCGGGAAGGGCCCGUGGAAGCCGGUGACGGGGGUAGUGAUGGACAACUACGUGUUUUUCGGGCGGUGGGAGAGGGCGUCGGGGGUGGCGCCGGGAGUCACGGCGGGGAAGAAGGGGUUUAAGGUCGAUGUGGGGGCUUGGGUGGAGAAGCCGAUCCCAUCGCGGGGCGUGGAGUGCUCGAUUUCGGGGUCCCUGAGGAAGCCGGCGAAGGCGGGGGUGAUGGACGAUUUGCCUCGUGGAACGGAGUUGUAUCCGUUUUUCGUGCAGAAUGAGGGGGUUGUGCAUUUGUUGGCUGCGUCGACGGAGGGGGAGAGGAGGGAGUGGAUGGGGGCGUUGGAGUCGGUGAGGAGUGGGUGA
Lasiodiplodia theobromae is the source of this 2496-nucleotide messenger RNA. RefSeq names its product Ankyrin repeat protein. NCBI's taxonomy places the organism in Eukaryota, Fungi, Ascomycota, Dothideomycetes, Botryosphaeriales, Botryosphaeriaceae. Gene Ontology annotation, molecular function: guanyl-nucleotide exchange factor activity. The coding region runs from base 1 to 2496 and encodes 831 amino acids. The transcript has 3 exons. The record is from RefSeq and is a predicted model, not a curated record.